Molecule: messenger RNA, 838 nt
Organism: Puccinia graminis f. sp. tritici CRL 75-36-700-3
Lineage: Eukaryota; Fungi; Basidiomycota; Pucciniomycetes; Pucciniales; Pucciniaceae
Exons: 1
Coding region: 129-506 (125 amino acids)
Source: RefSeq, a predicted model, not a curated record
UCGACCAAUAGUCGAACUGUUUGUAAGCGCCACCCACCGCCGUCACUGAGCCACCCGCCACCUGUCGCCAGAUCGAGCCCGACCGCAAUCCCAAAUUCACCCUCACCCCGCCAGACUACACAUCCAAUAUGCGUUGGCUCCUUGUCACUUUCCUCGCAGCAUGCGUCCUGCUUCAAGUGGCCGCCGCACCUGAGUUAGUCAACAUCAUGUGUUGGAAAUGCAACAAGCGCACCACCGUCCACGAACGCUGCCAGACCGAACUCACCUGCGGUCACAUUUGCGACUUCAUCAAGUCAACGGAUUGCGACUCCGAGGGAUGUAAGCAUAACAUCCCCAACGGACACGACCACGCCAGACCGGUCAAGUGUGCCACAUGCGGUGUCCGCGGCAAUCCCAGCACGGCCAGUGCCUCCGGUUCUUCCGUCUCCCGCUCUUCCUCCUCCCGAUCAUCCGCUAGUUCUGCCUCCGGUUAUUCCAUAAAGCGCUACACCGGUGGUGGCAGAUGAGCCGUAGCACAAGCAACCAUUGUAUAUAGUCCAUCCCUCCUAACCAUUGCCUUGACAUGCCCCCACAUGACGCUUGAAGAGCAAAGACACCAUGUACAGACCACAUCCUCUUGAUAAUUGCGCAUGCCCAUCUCGGAAGAGACCUUGGAAAAACCCUUAGGCCCUAUACACGUAAAUAUGUAGCUACCGCAUUUGCAUACGCACUUUCAUCAUCUCGCUCAUUCUCUGAUUACUCUCACCAGCCAAUUAUUAUUUUUUGACAUCUUUUUUUGGCUGUUGUCAGGUCUGGGAUGAAAUCGACUGGACACUAACUUCCGUUGGGGUUCAUUACA